GGCCGCGCACACGUGACUGGGCCAAGAUGGCGUCGCUGGGUGCCCUAUUCAUCUUAGCUGCAGCUCUUCUGCCCUGGUCCUGCCAAGCUCGAGCGCUGGGCAAUCUUGACCCGCCCGCGCCGCUGCCGCUGGUGAUCUGGCAUGGGAUGGGAGACAGCUGUUGUAAUCCCAUGAGCAUGGGCGCUAUUAAGAAAAUGGUCGAAGAGAAAAUACCCGGAAUUUACGUUUUGUCUUUAGAGAUUGGGAAGAACAUCAAAGAGGACAUGGAAAACAGCUUCUUCUUGAAUGUCAAUUCCCAAGUAAGGACAGUGUGUCAGAUUCUUGCUAAUGAUCCUAAAUUGCAGCAAGGCUACAAUGCUAUGGGAUUCUCGCAGGGAGGCCAAUUUCUGAGAGCAGUGGUUCAGAGAUGCCCAUCGCCUCCCAUGACCAGUCUGAUCACAUUUGGAGCGCAGCACCAAGGUGUUUUUGGAUUCCCUCGAUGCCCAGGAGAGAGUUCUCACAUCUGUGACUUCAUCCGAAAAACCCUGAAUACUGCCGCUUACUCCAAAGUCGUUCAAGAACGCCUGGUACAAGCAGAAUACUGGCAUGAUCCCAUAAACGAGGAUGUGUACCGCAAACACAGCAUUUUCCUGGCAGAUAUAAAUCAGGAAAGGAGCACCAAUGAGACCUACAAGAAAAACCUGAUGGCCCUGAAGAAGUUUGUGAUGGUGAAGUUCCUCAACGAUAGCAUUGUGGACCCUGUAGACUCUGAGUGGUUUGGAUUUUACAGAAGUGGUCAAGGCAAGGAGACUAUUCCCCUACAGGAGACCACUCUGUAUACAGAGGACCGCCUGGGGCUAAAGGAAAUGGACAAAGCUGGAAAGCUAGUGUUUCUGGCUACAGAAGGGGACCAUCUUCAGCUGUCCAACAAAUGGUUUUAUGCCCACAUCAUACCCUUCCUUGAAUGAAGCCCUCACAGUUUAUAACAGAGCUCAGAAAGCCCCUAACUCUUCCAAGCCACUUGAAAGUUUUCUUCCUGGCCAAUCCUGAGCUCAGAUCAGCUUGCAGCUAAUCCUUCUCUUCUGUUACCAUCUAACAUGCCCUACUUGGAAAGAUCUAAGAUCCGAAUCUUAUCCUUUGCUGCCUAUCACCAUAUGGUGUUGAAUUCAAGUUUAAUUAGUUAAUAACAAAGGAGAUUGUUUUACAACCUUGUGAUGUGGUCAAGCUGUCUCAGGAAAAGGAAUCUGCUAGGCAUCAGUGCCAGAACUGUAUCCAGGCCCAGGGGAGACUGAACAAACUAAAGCAGUGGGGUCAGUGGGGGGCGGGGGAACAUCUGGCCACAUUUGAGGCAAAUAGAAGGCCAAGACUUGGGUGUGAGGUACUACAUAAAUACCAUCUCAGCGUUACUGGUGGAGCUUUAACUAGUGCUCAGAAAGGUAUUGCUUGGGGUGUUUGUGCGUAAUUUAAGUCUGCUUUCUUGAGUCAUGUUGCCUUCGAUAGUAUCUUAGCAAUUACUAGGCAGAGCCCACCAGCCCACAAUCUUGCCUCUCCAGAGCUCGUUUUGUCUUCUCAGGUAGUGAUAAAUUAGUUGCUGUUAUAAAAGGAAGGGAAGUAGUUUUAAGUGGGGUUGCUUUGGAGCAGAAGCAUACAUCUUGCGUAACUUAGUACGUUGGGGAAGGGGUGAUGAAACAGACGAGGGUGAAAAUGAAGCAGCCAGUGUUUCCUGCUCCAUCUUUUAUUAAUCUACCCUUACCAUGCACCUAGCAGCCUGGAUGCUAAUCACUGUGGCUGGCUUUAGCAGAAAAAUAGGAGGAAUGUAAACAGACCAGGCUUUCUAACCUCUAGCCCUAAAAACCAUACUUACCAGCAUCCUCCAAACUGAUGCUAUGUUCUGUGAGGACAAAAAUAAAAAAACACCACUU
Messenger RNA from Chinchilla lanigera (long-tailed chinchilla), 1901 nucleotides. RefSeq names its product palmitoyl-protein thioesterase 1 (gene Ppt1). Gene Ontology annotation, cellular component: lysosome. NCBI's taxonomy places the organism in Eukaryota, Metazoa, Chordata, Mammalia, Rodentia, Chinchillidae. The record is from RefSeq and is a predicted model, not a curated record. Gene Ontology annotation, biological process: receptor-mediated endocytosis; protein depalmitoylation; nervous system development. The transcript is spliced from 9 exons. Gene Ontology annotation, molecular function: palmitoyl-(protein) hydrolase activity. Bases 27 to 947 code for a protein of 306 amino acids.